This is a messenger RNA of Hylaeus anthracinus, 5149 nucleotides long. Its product is annotated as membrane-associated guanylate kinase, WW and PDZ domain-containing protein 1-like. Bases 412 to 3573 code for a protein of 1053 amino acids. Gene Ontology annotation, biological process: signal transduction. Gene Ontology annotation, molecular function: protein binding. NCBI's taxonomy places the organism in Eukaryota, Metazoa, Arthropoda, Insecta, Hymenoptera, Colletidae. Gene Ontology annotation, cellular component: cytoplasm. The record is from RefSeq and is a predicted model, not a curated record. The transcript has 11 exons.
GUACUUGACGUAAUUUUUGUUACUCUUUCGAAGUUUGUCUUUUUUAUCGGAAUGCAUUUUACAAUUGAAUAUUGCGCCACAAAAGUAGUACGUAAUCCGACCGCGAGGUGAUAGUUGAACAGAUUCGUCGGUUAAAUGCCUCAGUUGCAUUGCAUGUGAACCGUGCGGUGCCAGAGUGCCACUCUGCCACUGCCAGUGUCGUGUGGUCGUGUGUGAUGUAGCUUACGACGAAUGCCAGUACGUUUCACUCCAUUAUUAUUUCGAAAAUGAUGAGCAUUCCCGCGGUUCCGAAGUGAUUCAGUGCUGAAAUAUUUCAGUCCGUUUUCACGGCUGAGCCACGAUGAUCGAAUCAAUAGAGAAUCACGUCGUUGGAAAUCAGUGGUAUUAAGGUGAAACUCGAGGAAUCAUAAAAUGGCUACGAAAACAGAGGACGCAACAUCUAUUGAUAAUACCAACGAUGGAGAAAGCAUGGACAAAGAGGUAUUAGCAAUUAGUGGCACUGAUGAAACUGGUCAUCGUAUUCCACCUACAUAUUUGUACAAUACUGGUUCAGAACCAAAUACAGGAAUAUCCAAUCAAGAACACAGCAAUAGAAGUCGUAAUCAUGCCACAAACGACCAGUUAGGACCUCUGCCACCAAAUUGGGAGAAGGCUUACACAGAAACUGGAGAAGUUUAUUUCAUAGACCAUAAUACAGGCACCUCGCACUGGCUAGAUCCACGCUUAUCUAAAUUUCAAAAACGAUCUCUAGAGGAAUGCUUGGAUGAUGAAUUACCUUACGGUUGGGAGAAAAUAGAUGAUACUCUCUAUGGUACAUAUUUUAUAGACCACGUAAAUCGUAGAACCCAGUAUGAAAAUCCGGUACUGCAAGCUAAACGUGCGCAACAAGGUUUAGGAGAAAGAAAGAGUCCUAAUUUUACCAGAAAUCCUGACAAACUAAAAGGUCAGAGAAUCCGGACAACGCUAAUCAAAAGUUCACGGGGGCUGGGAUUCACUAUUGUUGGUGGGGAUGAUUCGGUAGAAGAAUUUUUACAAAUAAAAAGCGUUGUACCUAAUGGUCCGGCGUGGUUAGAUGGAAAAUUACAAACUGGAGAUGUCUUAGUGUAUGUUAACGAUACAUGCGUUUUGGGUUUCACGCAUAACGAAAUGGUAAAUGUUUUUAAAUCCAUUGGCAGUGGUGAGACUGUUACGUUAGAAGUAUGCCGUGGUUAUCCAUUACCGUUUGAUCCAAACGAUCCGAAUACGGAAGUUGUUACCACAAUUGCUGUUAAUGCACCAGACAUUUUAACAGAAGAUCCCAGGAUGUACAUGGAUCUGGAUCCUGCUCUGCAAAGCAAUGAUCGUUUCAAUUUUCUGGACUCUACAUUUUUGCCAGUGCAUAGCCUUCAAAAUGGUGAAAAUCUUGCUACAACUUCGGUCAAUUCAAUGCCAGAUCUCUGCAUAUCAGACAAAAUUAAUACGAUUAAAAGGCCCAGUAGCACGGACAUUCUUUUGUCGGAAAGCAGCGAUUUAAACGAUUGUAAAGAUUCACCGAUGUCUUCCAAACCGGAAUUUUUCAGUAUUGCAAUAGUGAAGGGAACCAUGGGCUUUGGAUUUACAAUAGCAGAUUCUGCUCACGGUCAGAAAGUAAAAAAAAUUUUAGAUCGUCAACGGUGUAAAAAUUUGAUGGAAGGUGACAUUUUAGUCAACAUAAAUGAAAUUAACGUGAGAAACAUGUGUCACUCCGAAGUAGUGCAAGUUCUGAAAGAUUGUCCUCGCAACGAAGAAGCGCUAAUACAUGUACAAAGAACAACAUCAAAGUCAAACGAAAAGAAAGAAAAGAAUUCGCAAGACUUUUUUAGAAGUAAGACGCCAACUGCUGAUAUUUACAGCACUCAAACAAAGGCUGUUGUACCCAGCCGACCAAAAACACCACUUAUAGAUACCAGAAAUCAUCCAAAAUCGCCAACAAAUGAUGCAAUUAGAUCAAAUUGGAAUGAGCAAAGUGAAAACGAACUAAAUCCACUCGAUAAUCGAUAUAAAUACGCGGAAUAUACUCAUGGCAUGUAUUAUACCGAUCCAUAUAAAGCAAAUAUUACAAAUUUAUCCGAUAAUUUUGUUGCGAUGACAAAUUUAGAUGACGAUUCUGUAAGAAAUAUUACGAAAAGAGAUUGGGUUACAAACGACAAAUUAAAUAUAAACAAUGACGUAUAUUCUAUCGAUAUACCUCAUCACGAUAACAUGUUAAAACAAAACGGAUGUUUGCAUUCAGAUUAUUAUAAAGAAUUGUAUACAUCGCAGUCUCAUUCCCAAUAUAGCGAGCAAGAUUAUAAUGUAUAUUCUAUUGGCCAAGAACAAAAUGUUGAUACCGGUGAAAUAUGGGAUAAACGGAAAGAGACUACGAGUUUCGAACACGAGCAACCACAUUCCAGUUCGAUACCACGGUAUCCUCAGUAUACCAACGAAUUAGUAUGCCCAAUUGUGCCUGAUAUAGAAUGGAUAGAAACAUUGGUAACUUUAGUGAGGCAAGAUACAGGUUUUGGAUUUAGGAUAGUAGGUGGCACGGAGGAAGGAUCUCAACAGGUCUCAGUUGGACAUAUAGUACCCGGUGGUGCAGCCGAUUUAGAUAACAGACUGAAUACAGGUGAUCUUAUUAUGUCUGUCGACGGUGAAAGUGUUAUGAAUUCGUCGCACCACCACGUUGUUCAGUUAAUGAUAGCCGCAGCUCAAAAUGGCAGGGUUACCUUAGGUAUACGCCGCAGAAUUAACACGCAAGAACAUCUUCCAGAAAACCUUCAAACUUCAUACAGUAGACAAAUGAAUCUCCAAUAUCCUUACGACGUGACAGUCACUAGAAUGGAAAAUGAAGGUUUUGGCUUCGUAAUAAUUUCUUCGGUUAACAAAGCAGGUUCAACGAUCGGUAGAAUAAUCGAAGGUUCGCCCGCGGAAAGAUGCGGACGAUUAAAUGUCGGAGAUCAUAUUCUUGCUGUUAAUCAUGUAGAUAUUACAAAUGUCUGUCACAAGGACAUUGUAAAUUUAAUUAAAGACUCUGGGUAUUCUGUUACAUUGACGAUCGGUUAUCCUCUUGAUGAUUGUUGCAGUAAUACUUCUCUUUCCCAAAAGGAUGAACCAACGUGUGACGGAGAUGGUGGCCAGUACCAUGCUGUAGAAUUAACUCGCGGAACUCGAGGAUUUGGCUUUAGUAUUCGCGGAGGACGUGAAUUUCAAAAUAUGCCGUUAUUUGUUUUACAAAUUGCGGAAAAUGGUCCUGCAUCUAUCGAUAAUCGAUUAAGGGUGGGAGAUCAAAUAAUUGAAAUAAAUGGAAUCAAUACUAAGAAUAUGACACACACAGAGGCCAUUGAAAUUAUACGAAACGGUGGGCCAUCCGUCCGACUUUUAGUUCGACGUGGUUGUCAAAUGCCUUCAGUGAGUAAUCUCACAAUCGACCAAAUAAGUAUUCAACCGAUUGAUGAGGGCACCCCACGCCGACAUUUAUUGAAAUUACACGAGAUGGGUGUGCACCCUAAAAAACGUCAGAAAGUUCGAUUUUUCAUUUUACUAAACUGCUGUUCAUCCAAAAAUAGAUAUUUAUGAUAAACGUAUAUACCAUAAACGACAAUUAUAUUUUGGUCGUGUCUACGUUAUUAGUUCGAUAAGUUGAUGUUUUAAUAUUAACUUUUGGGAACAGAAUCUCCUCAAGAUUGUUUACCGUAUAUUCGGUGACUUUAAAUUUUUAAAUUGUGAAUUUACAAUAGAGUUAAUUGUGCAAAACGUCUGGCUGUAAAGAUAUGUGAGAUGUCAAUGGAGUAUAAUCUAUUUGUACUAGCAAAUAGUAUCGAUACUCGUGUACCACAUAGAAGUCAGUUAUUUUAGUAUUUAUAUAGGGAACCAAUUUUGCACUGAUAAUUUUCUGAAUAAGAGAAAUUUUAGACUGUUAAGAUAUUAACUACAUUUAAUGUUUUCACAUUCUCUUUCGUAAACGUAUACAUUUAAAUAUUCAUCCUAUAACAUUAUCGUGGCCUUGAUCGUGAAUUUAAAUACUUUCCAGCAUGAACGAACUGUUUUAUAUUUUCAGCAGAAUUUUCAAAUGAAUACUGUCGAUAUUGUUUUAAGUAUUUAUUAUGACUGUACGAAAUAUGUAUGUGUAGCAAUAAUUAAAUUAAGCACUGAUACAACCAAAGAAGCAUAUGCACUCAUCGAUCGCUUUGUUUUGAAGCGCAAUGCAGAUCAAUGUAAACUGCAUUAUCUAUUUAACGUAUUCUUUUUAAACGUUGCUUCUUUCUUUCCGAGUACCUGGUAGCAUUUGUAAUAAACAAAUGGCGACCGAGGUAACAUCCUGGAUUAGCUUGUGAGAUCAGAAAAAAUCUUUUAUUAUCGAAACAGCCUCUUCCUGUCUUUUUGCGAUAAUUAGAUACAUUGAAUGUUUAAAAACUAAUAAAUAUAUUUUUUUACUAGUAAGUUCAUAAUGACUAGGAAAAGAAAUGUUGUUUGGUAAAAGAAAUAAGUAAGAGUGGAUUAGAUUAUAUUUUUAAAUCUCAUUAAUGUAAAGAAAGACCAGCGUUUAUCGAACUUGAAAAUAGCCGCAUAAAAACGUCAUUGUUCAUUAUUUGCUUGAAUAAGGGACUUUACUAUACACCAUAUAAAUGAUAAGCAAUUGUAAUUGCAUUUAAAGAGGAUCAUACUUUAAUCUAUACUGUAGUUAUUGUGUUUAUUUUUUAUAAUUAUAUAUGUAUACAUAUACAAAAUUUGUAUAUUAUGUAGGAUAUCAUAAAUAAUUUCAGAAUAAUUGUAAAUACAUACAUAUAUAUAUAUAUAUACCUUUUUUAAAAUUAUACGAUAUUACUAUUAAUAAUUCUAAGCUUUGCGGAAGAAGCAAUAAUUUUUCAAUUGAAAUGUAUUGACAGUUCUUGUAAUUGCAUAUUAAAAAAAUAACUCCAUGUCUUCUACAUUAAUACUAUGAUAUUGUUUCUUGCCAAGGUAUGUUAUAUGCAUUUACAGAAAGUAUUUUCUGAAAUUCCUGGUCAGAACUAUUUUGGCACUGAACAUUCUACAGCAUUUCGUCACUGCCUCAUCGUUUUGUAAUUAUAAUUCAUCGAUUACAAUGGUACGAAUAAAUUCUGAAACAUUGAUGUUGUUACGACAAUUUUAUUAUAUUUAUUAUAUCACUGUU